AUGUUCGCUCGCUCUGCUCUCCUUGGUCUCGUCCUUCUCGCCGUCAACGUCGCGGCCGUCCCCGCCUACUACGGCGACAACGAGGUCUCGUACACGACCGCCGCCUACGAGCCGGCCUACACCACCAGCGCCUACAAGCCGGCCUACACCACCUCGUCGGCGUACGAGCCCAAGUACACGACCAGCUCGGCGUACAUGCCCGAGUACACCCCCUCGAGCGAGUACAAGCCUGCCUACACUUCUUCCAAGGAGUACAAGCCGGAGUACACCACCUCCGAGUACCAGCCCGCGUACACCUCCAAGGCGGCUUACGGCUACAACAAACGCGACUACGGCUACAAGACCACGUCGGCUUACGAGCCCGAAGAGACCUACGGCUACGAGCCGGAGUCUUCGGCGUACGAGCCCGCGUACGAGCCGGCCUACACCACCAGCGCCUACGAGCCUGCCUACACCCCUGAGACGCCGGCGUACGGCGUCAAGGUCGCUUACGACGAGCCCAAGGCGUACGCUACGACCACGGCCUACGACUCCUACGAGACUCCGGCGUACGAGCCCGAGUACGAGCCCGAGUACGCGCCUGAGGAGCCCAGCUACGAGCCUAGCUACGAGGAGCCCAGCUACGACUCGUACGAGGAACCCAGCUACGACAACAGCUACGAGGAGCCCAGCUACGACAACAGCUACGAAGAGCCUAGCUACGACAACAGCUACGAGGAGCCUAGCUACGACAGCUACGCGCCCGAGGAGCCCAGCUACAACGAGUACGAGGCCGAGCCCAGCUACGACGAGUACGCGCCCAAGGACUCCUACAAGACCGAGGAGGCCUACGAGCCCGCUGGCACCUGCAGCUCGGGUACGCUCCAGUGCUGCAACCAGGUUCAGUCUGCUAAGGACGUCGACUGGUCUUCGCUCUACGGUGGUUCGGAGGUAGAGGUCCUCUCAAACCUCCUCCGUGGCUCGAACGCACCGGUCGGUCUGACCUGCUCGCCGCUCGUCGCCGACACCACCGGCGCUGCUCAGUGCAACCAGCAGUCUGUGUGUUGCGACAGCACCCACGCUUCCGGUGCCGUCUCCAUUGGCUGCACUCCCUUCAACGGUGGCAGCCAGAGCGCUGGUAUCUUCUAA
Molecule: messenger RNA, 1128 nt
Organism: Peniophora sp. CBMAI 1063
Lineage: Eukaryota; Fungi; Basidiomycota; Agaricomycetes; Russulales; Peniophoraceae
Source: the annotation of a GenBank genome assembly